GCAUUUCGAUCAUUCCGCAGAAAUUUCUUUUUCCUAACAUCUGAACCAAAGGAAAAGGAUCUAAUCGGAGUUAUUGAUCAGGGAACUAGUAGUACACGGUUUAUUGUUUUCAAUGCAGCAACUGGUAAAUUGGUAUGCAUGCAUCAGGUUCCAAUCGCUCGGGAACAUCCUCGCUUAGGAUGGGUUCAACAAUCGGCCAGUCAAAUUUAUAAAAGUGUUAUUACAUGCAUGAAUGAUGCUGUCGAUACCCUCAAAGCACGUUGGAUAUCCCCUGAAAGAAUUUCGGCAAUUGCUAUUACUAAUCAACGUGAAACAACGAUAGCUUGGAAUAGCAAAACUGGCAAACCAGUUUGUCCAGCUAUCGUAUGGUCCGAUACUCGCACCUCGGAGUAUAUUCAAGAUUUAAUUAAGAAGUAUAACGAUGACAGAUUUGUUUUUCAAAAAUCUACUGGUCUCCCAAUUGAUAGUUACUUCUCAGCCAUGAAAAUCCACUGGAUGCUUCAUAAUCACGGCGAGGUUAUGGGAACAUACACUCGUGAAAAACUCAUGGUCGGCACUGUUGAUUCAUGGCUUAUUUACAAAUUAACUGGUGGUGGGCAUCUCACUGAUUACACAAAUGCCAGUAGAACAAACCUCUUCAAUAUCAACUCUUUCCAAUUUGACCAAGAUCUUUGCAAAGCCUAUGGAUUUAGCGACUAUAUUCUCCCCAAUGUUAUAACAUCAGCCGAGGUGUAUGGCAAAAUUAAUGAUAGAAACUGUCGCCUCUAUGGUACGCGAUUGGGUGGUGUACUUGGUGAUCAGCAAGCCGCUCUUGUUGGCCAGACAUGGGCGUCCAAUCCAGAACACCAAACGUCAAAGGUCAAGGUAACGUUGGGCACGGGUGCUUUUAUUCUCUGGGAUAUUGGUGAAUCACCUCAGUUUAGUACUCACGGUCUUCUCACAACUAUCGCUCAUAAAAUGGGGCCUGAAGCAAAUACUCAUUAUGCUCUGGAGGGAUCAAUAGCCUCUUCCGGUGCUACAAUGGAUUGGAUUCAAGACAAGUUGGGAUUGUUUCAUGAUCAUGCAUCAGGGGGCAAGUUGGCUGAGGAGGCCCUUAGAAGGCGGGCUGGUCGCGAAGAUGCCUGUUAUCUCGUCCCGGCAUUCUUCGGCCUCCUGUGUCCCUAUUGGAGAGAUGAUGCAAAAAGCGUGCUUGUCGGUUUUGAUGAAGACUGCAACAGGGGAGAUGUAAUAGCCGCUGGAUAUCGCUCCUCUGCCUACCAAACUCAAGCAGUUUUGCAAGCGGCUUGUGAACAUAACGAUGGUGAGAAACGGGCGCCUCCGACGCAGAUAUCGGUUGACGGUGGACUGUCAAAGAGCACUGUUCUGAUGCAAAGUCUGGCGGAUAUCACAGGGGCUACAGUCUAUCGACCGAAUAAUUCGGAGGUGAUUACAGCUCUUGGUGCUGCCAUUGCAUCGGCGAUUUCUGUGGGUAUUGAUCCCUCCAAAUUGAUUGAACUUCGAAAGUACACGACCGACGAGGAGAUAGAGGCAAAUACAUUCAAACCCCGUGUAGAUGAAAAAACCCGACAAAAGUGGAUCCAGGGCUUCGAAAAUGCUGUGAAACUUAGCCUAACUUAA
This is a messenger RNA of Rodentolepis nana, 1617 nucleotides long. NCBI's taxonomy places the organism in Eukaryota, Metazoa, Platyhelminthes, Cestoda, Cyclophyllidea, Hymenolepididae. The record is from the annotation of a GenBank genome assembly.